AGGAAGGAGAAUGAGGAAGUGGUGAGCAGGACUGGACUUGGAGAUGUAACUACCGAUGCAGCAGCAGCAGCUGUCAGGACCUUACUAGCUAGGCAGCUAGAUAAUAAUAGUAAUAUUUGACAAUGCGAUGGGUAACUGCUGGGCAUUCUGUGUUGGGCUCUUCAGGAGAGAAGCCAACAGGAUCCAGAGAGGAGGCGGGUCAAAAUACUUCCGAAGCAGCACCACAGGAGAACAUUAUACAAUCGAGUUUGAAAAUCUGGUAGAAAGUGAUGAGGCCGAGAGCCCACAGCCCUGCCCGAGGCCAAUCAGUGAAGAUGAGAUCAAACACCUCAAAGAGCACCGCUACACUGCGCUCUCAGACAGGCAGCUCCUGAUCGACCAGAAGAUACAACUGGAGUUAGAGGCACAAGAGGAGAAGUUAAGGCUAGAAGAGGAGGCUAGAAUUGCCGCCCAGCGUGAGGCCGCCAGGUUGGCGCGUCAACGAAACUUGAAGGAGCAGCUGCCUGCCCAGAGGACACGGGGGAAAGCAGAUGGCUCCGGCGGUGAAACUCAGCAAAGAAAGCAAAACGCUGGCGAGGAUUUUGACGUCUACCUCCAGAAUGUGAAAGCCCAGUCGGAUUCGUUCAGGGGCAACAGACUGCCGUCUGACACGAAUGUGGUGACCCCCAACACGGAGUGCAGCUGGGACUUCACCACCAAGACCCGCUCCACCAACGAUGACGGGACCUCCCUGGAUCUAGAGUGGGAAGACGAGGAAGGAAUCAAUCGUGCACUCCCAGCCUGGGAGAGGUCCCGGACGGAGGAGGACAUCCUGCGCGCAGCCCUGCGGCCCGCCGCCAAGCAGAUGAACAGCGGCCCGACCUCGGCCUCCGAGGACUCCAACGCACUGGAGUGGGAGAAUGAUUUUGUGAGUACCCUUCCAGAGGACAGUGUAAACACUGAAUUUGAGGGGUUUGUCAAUCCUGUCCUAGACACUCCCUCUGAGGACGCAUCGGACUGUGGCCUCAGGUUGGACAACCAGGACAGAUAGUGUCCAGCACCAAAGGAGACGUUUGUUGUGUCCGCUUCAUGUCAGAGCUCACCAGCUUUUUGCCUCAUGAAACUUAAAAUGUACCUACUUGCUCCUCAUAUUUUCUGUAAUAUGGGAGUCUGAUGCUGCGGGGAAUAUGUUGUGUAUGUUACUACAGUAAAACGUAGUGAUAUCUUUAUCAAAUACUCA
Messenger RNA from Perca fluviatilis (European perch), 1219 nucleotides. It is a transcript of the gene ap1ar, whose product is annotated as adaptor related protein complex 1 associated regulatory protein. Gene Ontology annotation, biological process: negative regulation of cell motility; negative regulation of substrate adhesion-dependent cell spreading; regulation of Arp2/3 complex-mediated actin nucleation. NCBI's taxonomy places the organism in Eukaryota, Metazoa, Chordata, Actinopteri, Perciformes, Percidae. The record is from RefSeq and is a predicted model, not a curated record. Gene Ontology annotation, molecular function: AP-1 adaptor complex binding. The transcript has 10 exons. The coding region runs from base 128 to 1030 and encodes 300 amino acids.